AUGGGAUUAAGUGCCAGUACCGAUUGGUCGCCGCACGAAGAGGUCGCUGAGGAAGACGAGUUGAUGCACGGGGAAAAAUGGCCGAAGGCAAGAGCACUGCUAGCUUUGAAAAGGCUUCGGGAAUCAUACCCAGCCUGGGGUUUCUUUUACGAUGUCAUCGAACAAUAUCAACCUCUCAGACGCAUCCUGCCGGACUCCUACCUCGAUGUAGACCUCACCCCGGUAGUCGAGAGCAGUCUUGCUCCGCCCAUAAAGCGCAUCCUGAAUCUGAGCUCCAAAUGGACUCCCAACAUGCUUGACUCGGACAUGGAAAUCACACGCUUGCAUGCCAUCUUACAAAAGUGGCGUCGGUCUGUCAUAGACAAGCGAUCUCAGGACUUGAAGGUGUAUGCGUUCCUUACAGAAAUGGAUUGCCGUAUACGUAUGGCCGAAUGGGAAGUUGUGAGGAAACAGUUGCCGACAGUAAGAGCAAAAUGGAACGAGGAAGUGAUUUCCCAAUGUGCGGAGGUCCGACCGACACGUCUGAUGCGAAAAGUCCUCGGGUCCAUGGAUAUCGGCAGGUCCGUAAAAAUGGAAACCAUCAAGAAUCUGCAAGAGCAAAACAGCAUCCUCGUCACGGAAAAGCAGCUGCAUGCUAGCGAGAAGCGUACCCUUGAAGAGAAACUGUCGCGGCAUGAAAAGUAUCGUACGGAUACCGAACACGCUUUUAGUACCCUUCAAACGCAGCUUCAAUCCUCCCGGCAGCAGCUGAAGGAGAAGGAACUCUCAUAUACAAACCUCCAGAUUGUCUUGAAGAAUCAAGAAGAAGAGAGACAAAUCCUAGAUCAGGAGCUGAAGCGUACACGCAGCGCCUUGGCACAAGCCGAAGGGGCACUCGGCCAACGCACGCGCACUCACGAAGGCUUCUACGAGAUCGAUUCGCCAUACACUCCGACAGAGAUCGCCGAUGAAUUCGAAGCGAUAUACACAGACCUCCACGGGCACACUACGGAAUGGAUACCAAACCCUGCCAAAGCUACGGACGCAGAUUCGCAAAUUCUUCAACGCAUCAUGUGCUCUGGCUUUGAAUUCUUUGGGGUGCCGGAGGAGAGUCGACCAAAGAAAAACAAUCUCAUGUAUCUUGUUGAGGGAUGCCUCACCACGAGCUUGAUCAAGGUCUUCACGCACCCAAUCAGAGGGGUACCGGCCGCCGAAUAUGCGCAAUCCCUCGCGGUGAUGAGACAAGCUUCCGCUCAGAACCCAAACUAUGAAAAGCUAUGUGCGGCCGAUAGUCACCUCGAGCGUCAAGUAUGGCAGAGAAUGGUGGAAGCAAUCACGUCUAACUCCCUCGACCCGGUCACAAGGUGCGCCGCCCUCGGUAUCAAUGCUUUCUCGGUGCCGGAUGGAAGGGAUGCAUUCUCGACUAUUGACGAAGACUGGGAAGAUUUUCGCGGUAUUCCUUUCGAUGAAGAAAGUAUGCAAAGGAAGGGCCGGGAAAAGAAUCCGAAAGUAAGAUUUGCAUAUUAUCCAGGACUGAGGACGGAGAAAAGCGUCCUGGUCAAGUGUCGAGUAUAUUGCCAGUGAGCGGGAAGAUCAUUUCCCUCGUCGGCUUUUUCAAGAAAACUCGCAUUCGGCCGUCUCUGCGCUGUCAGGGCAAAAAGAUGGAUCUCAGGUUCAAGCAGGAGUGAUUGCAGUUAGUUAC
Fimicolochytrium jonesii is the source of this 1681-nucleotide messenger RNA. RefSeq lists its product as uncharacterized. Lineage: Eukaryota; Fungi; Chytridiomycota; Chytridiomycetes; Spizellomycetales; Powellomycetaceae. Bases 1 to 1563 code for a protein of 520 amino acids. The record is from RefSeq and is a predicted model, not a curated record. The transcript has 3 exons.